Mytilus trossulus (common blue mussel) is the source of this 31586-nucleotide messenger RNA. RefSeq lists its product as uncharacterized. The record is from RefSeq and is a predicted model, not a curated record. NCBI's taxonomy places the organism in Eukaryota, Metazoa, Mollusca, Bivalvia, Mytilida, Mytilidae. Gene Ontology annotation, molecular function: protein binding. The transcript is spliced from 110 exons. The coding region runs from base 198 to 29954 and encodes 9918 amino acids.
CAGAUACACGGGGUAGAAGGAAGAGAAAAGCUGUCCGUUACAUGGGGACUACGUUAAAUAUUAUUUUGGAGUGUCAAUCGUUUUCGAAAACAUGUAAACUUACAGAAGGAAUUUCGUUUUGAGAUGUAGUUUUGUAUAUGUAGAACUACUUGUAUAUUUGUGUGUUGUGCCUUCAAAUUGGAUUUUUACACCAUACAAUGGUGUUUUCGAUAAGUGUCAAAAGAGAAAUAUUUUCAGUCGUUUUAUGUUUAUUAUUAAUUGAUAUAGUUACAGCACAAUCAUGUAACUGCACUGAGUGUGAUACAAACUGCCCAGGAAUAGCAUCAUCAUGUUCAGCUGGGUCUUACUUUUCUACAGAUGGCAAUUGUGAAACAUGUCCCCAAGGAUAUUUUUGUGCAGGAGGUGUUGCAUCGAAAGUAGCAUGCAGUGCUGGCACUGCUAAUCCAAAUACUGGACAAAGUACAUCAGGAGCAUGUGUGGCUUGUAAUACAGGAGAGUACAGUGCUGCUGGUGCAGAUGUUUGUACAGCAUGUCCUGCUGGUCAGGAGUCUAAUGGAGCGAAAACAGCUUGUAGUGAUUGUACUUCAGGGGAUUACAAGUCCAGUGGACAGACAUCAUGUCAGACAUGUCCGGCAGGUUCUAAAUGUCCAAGCAGUCAAAUGACAGCACCUAUAACAUGUCCAUCAGGUGAAUACCAAACAGCGACUGGUCAGGCAACAUGUUCUAGUUGUCCUGGUGGCUCCCAAUGCUCAGAUCCAACUGUAGCUGCACUAUGUGCCAAGGGAACAUAUUCAUCAGGUUCAGCAAUGUCAUGUACAGCUUGUGCUUCAGGAGAAUAUCAAGCCAGCACUGGACAAACAUCAUGUUCUGCAUGCACAACAGGACACCAGUGUGCUGAUGCUACUGUUGCUCCUGUUCAGUGUUUAGCUGGUACCUAUGCUGAAUCAUCAAUAUCAUGUAUGGCAUGUGCAACAGGCACGUAUGCAGCUAGUGCAGGGGCUUCAUCAUGCUCAGAUUGUACUGCUGGUUCUCAGUGUUCAAAUCCUGCCAUAAGUCCAGUUGCAUGUAAUGCAGGAGAAUACUCAGGUGCUAAAGCGACAACAUGUACAGCAUGUGACACAGGAUAUUACCAAGCAUCUUCAGGACAGUCAUCGUGUUCACCAUGUACAGCUGGUUCUCAGUGUUUAAAUCCUGCCACAAAUCCAGUCGCAUGUAAUGCAGGAGAAUACUCAGGUGCUAAAGCCACCACAUGUACAGCAUGUGACACAGGAUAUUACCAAGCAUCUACAGGACAGUCAUCAUGUUCACCGUGUACAGCUGGUUCACAGUGCUUAGACAAAACAGCUAGUCCAAACCAAUGUCUAGCUGGAACUUACUCAGCUGCCUUAGCCACAUCUUGUACACCAUGUGCUUCAGGAUAUUACAGUUCUUCACCUGGGAGUAGUUCCUGUACCCAAUGUACAGCAGGAAAUUCAUGUUCGGCUACAGCAGAGACACCAUGUGGCACCGGAAAAUACAGUGUUGCAGGGGAAACCACCUGUCGGGAUUGUCCAGCCGGAUUUGCUUGUACAUCAGCGACCACAAGUACACCUACCCAAUGUACAGCAGGGCAGUAUGCUGCUGCACAGGCUUCUUCCUGUUCCAAUUGUAACUCAGGAGAGUACAGCACCGCUGGAUCGGCUAGCUGUACAAUAUGUCCUGCCGGAAGUAAAUGUGCCACAACAGCCACGACACCUGUGCAGUGUACGAAAGGAAGUUAUGCUCCAGCUGGAUCCACAGGUUGUACAUCAUGUGAGGCUGGACAUAAAUGUCCCACAGACGGAAUGAUAGUAGCCACAGCAUGUCCAACAGGAUAUUACCAGACUGCUACUGGACAGGAAAUAUGUACUCAAUGUCCUCAAGGAAGUAUGUGUAAUGAUGCAACAAUAACUCACACACCAUGUAGUGCAGGAACAUACCAAAAUGUGCGAGGAAUGGAUACCUGUAAAAAUUGUCCAUCAGGAUAUUACUCAGCCUCCCCAGGAGCUAUAACUUGUACCAUAUGUACAGCAGGUUCACAAUGUUCUGACCCAGCCGUUUCACCAGUGGCCUGUGCAUCAGGAGAGUAUUCAUCAGCGGGAUCUACAGCCUGUCAGUCUUGUCCUGCUGGUAGUGUAUGUACUGGAGGAGCAUUGACUACUUGUAAUACUGGUGAAUAUGUUAGUGGCAGCACUUGUACAACAUGUACAGCUGGAUACUAUUGUCCUUCACCUUCAUCGGGAAGAAUUAUGUGUCCUAGUGGCUCAUACCAAGACCAGACAGGACAGACAUCAUGUAAAGACUGCCCCUCAGGACAGCAAUGUACAGACAGUCCACCAACAAGUCCUACCAACUGUAAUGCUGGUUAUUACAGCUUGUUAGGAGAGGUCGCAUGUACUCUUUGUCCAGAUGGUUACUACAGUGGAUCAGCUUCUGCUUCCUGUUCUCAAUGUCCUGCUGGUCAGAAAUGUUUCGAUGGAUCAAGCUACCUGUCAACACCUGGUGACUGUUCUGCUGGUACCUACAGUCCACUGGGAACCUCAACCUGCCUUACUUGUACAACAGGACUAUACAGUGGAACCAAGGCAGCAGCCUGUUCUCUAUGUACACAAGGAAAUUACUGUAACAAUCCAGCUUCUUCCCCACAAGCAUGUUCUACAGGACAAUACAGUGCAGAAGGAAUUACAAAAUCAUGUCAAGCAUGUUCAGCUGGUUUUUAUUGUGCUGCUAAUGCCCUACCAGUUCCCUGUGCUACUGGUACUUAUUCAACAGUAGGUCUGGCUGCUUGUUUACCUUGUCCUACUGGUCAGUCUUGCAAUGAUCCUGCUGAAGCACCAGUCAAUUGUGGAACAGGAUAUUAUAGUCCUUCUGGUCAAGCUACGUGUAUUCAGUGUCCAUCUGGUAAGGAAUGUGAUAGAACUUUAGAUACACUGGCUGCCUGUGCUACUGGUUCCUACAGUUUGGCAGGGAAUGACGAUUGUACCACCUGUCCUAUUGGAUCGUUUUGUCCAUUCCCAUCUGUUGGUCCAAUCAAAUGUCCGUCUGGAACACACACAGGCGGAGUAGGCAGUCAAACAUCAUGUACCGAUUGUACUGCUGGAUCAUACUGUACAAGUACAUUUGCUGUAACUGGAACAUGUGGAACAGGAUACUACAGUUUGGCCAAAGCUACAGCGUGUAAACCUUGUCCAGCAGGCUACUCCUGUGCUACCAAUAAUGCUGCUCCAGUGGUCUGUGCUUCAGGAACAUUCUCUAACGGACUGGCAACAUCAUGUACAACUUGUGAUACAGGCAAAGCUUGCCCAUCAACAACAUCAGAUAGUGGCAAAUAUGAUUGCCCAUUAGGAACUUAUUCCACUGGAUCUCAGACAGACUGUACCCCAUGUCCAGCAGGAAGUGAAUGUCCUGUUACAACAACAAAUUCUGCAGCUACAUGUGCUACUGGUGAAUAUGCAUUUGAAGGAUCAUCCAGUUGUACUGUGUGUCCAGCAGGAUGGGAAUGUCCAAAUACAGAUGGUUCUCAAAACAAUCCAUGUUUACCAGGAUUUUAUUCAGUAGGAAAUCAAGUAGCUUGUACAGAGUGUACUGCCGGCACAGCAUGUCCGUUCACAGACUCUGCAACAGCCAUUACUUGUACUGCAGGAACCUAUGCUAUUGCAGGUCAGACCGUUUGUACUAUAUGUCCAGCAGGAAAUGAAUGUCCAUCUCAAAGUGCAGCCACAGAGAGAGCCUGUGAUCCAGGUGAAUUCAGUCCAGGUGGACUUCAAACUUGUGAAGACUGUCCAGCUGGCUAUGCAUGUCCAAAUAUAUAUGACGACUACAAAAUUUUAUGUGAGCCAGGGUAUUAUGCAGAAGCUAAAGCCAUUGUAUGUACACCAUGCCCAGCAGGGGAGGAGUGUGCAGUUAUCAUUUCACCUGGUACAGCAUGUGCAGAUGGAUACUACAGUUUAGGAGCCCAAGCCUCAUGUUCACCAUGUCCAGCAGGAUACCAGUGUAAUGAUAAGGCUAUUGCUCCAAUUAUUUGUCCUGAAGGGGAGUACAGCAGUGGAUUGGCAUUAGCAUGUACUACUUGUGAUCUUGGCUAUGCAUGUCCUGAAGGUGCCACUCAGAAAGAUCCUCCUACAGCCAAGUGCUCUCUUGGUUAUUAUUGUGCAGAUGGCAAAAUAGAAACACCCUGUGCAGCUGGUAAAUAUGGUGAUGCUCGUGGUUACACUGAUGCAUCAAACUGCAAAGAUUGUCUUCAAGGUUAUUAUUGCCCUGAAGGUACAGCUGGUCAACCGACUAACAGCCUGAUAUGUCCUAAGGGUCACUACUGUCCAACAGCAACAGGUGAUUACAAAAAGAAUCCAUGUCCAGCCGGAGAUUACUACAACAAUCUUGGAGCAGUGUUAGAAACUGAAUGUAUUCUGUGUCCAGCAGGAAGAUAUUGCUCAGGAGGUACAGAUGAUCCUUUCCUAGAUGGUUAUAUUUGUCCAAGAGGUCAUUACUGUCCACAAGGAUCUGCUGUUGCACCCAUAGCUUGUCCUGCAGGAAAAUACACUGAAGAAGAAGGUUCUACUGGUUUAGAAUUCUGUAAGGGCUGCCCAGCCGGUCAUUACUGUGAGUCAGGAACCCACACCCCAACUCCAUGUGAUCCUGGGUUUUUUAACCCUUACACAGAGAAACAAGCUGUUGGUGACUGCUCUCCCUGUACAUCUGGUAAAGCUUGUACAAAAUAUGGUCUAACUGAACCUAAUUAUCCAUGUAGUCCUGGAUAUUACUGCCCUGGAGGAAAUUAUGCAGUAAAUCAAACAGAGUAUGCUUGUCCUGCAGGAACCUUUACUAACUUCCAGAAUUUAACCGAUGUGGCUCAGUGUGACACAUGUCCUGAAACAUUUGCUUGCUUGAUUGGAACUGGAGGUAUCCAGAAACCACCAGUUUCCUGUGGAAAAGGUCACUAUUGUCCAGCAGGAACAGCUUCACAGACACAAUGGCCAUGUCCAGCUGGAUCUUACACCAACUUGACCAAUCUGAAAAUGGUAGAAGAAUGUUAUGUAUGUCCAAGGGGAUGGUACUGUUUAGAGGGCUCGGAGGCACCAACAGGUUAUUGUUUCCAAGGUCAUUGGUGUCCUGAUGGAACUCCACAAGGAGAUAGUUUCCCUUGCCAUGCUGGAUCAUACAAUAAUUUAACAGGAAUCACUGCUUGGGAACAGUGUAAGGAUUGUUGGAAGGGCAAUUACUGUCCGGAAGCUUCUGUGCUACCUACGGUCUGUCCUGCGGGGACUUAUAAUGCGGAGUUCAAAGCAGAAAAUCUGACCAUGUGUUGGUCAUGUUCAGCUGGAAGCUAUUGUCCUGGGACAGCUAACAUUGAUCCAUUACCUUGUGAAAAGGGAAAUUACUCUGAUUCAGGUGCUACUGUGUGUACUACAUGUGAAGCUGGCUAUUACUGUGAUCUGAAUACAACAAGUCUGUCAUACAUGCUUAGUGACAGAGUAUGUCCAGCCGGAGUCGAAUGUCCACCUGGAAUGUAUAAAGCACCAGAUUUAGUUUCUGAUAAAUGUAGAUUAGGUCACUACUGUCCCAGAGGUGAUGUUAAUCCCUAUCCUGUACCUUGUCCGAAUGGAACAUUUAAUGCCUUGUAUGGAUUGACACAAGUUUCAGAAUGUCAGCAGUGUACUGCUGGAAUGUACUGUAUACCAGAGGGUCUUUCUACACCAGCAGGAGAUUGUCCAGGUGGCUACUAUUGUCCGUUAGGAACUGGACCACCAGAAACAUAUCCCUGUCCAAUAGGAUUCUAUCGUAAUGGAUCAGCUAAAGAAUCUUUCCAAGACUGUGCUGAAUGUAUAUCAGGAUAUUAUUGUGAUAGAGAGGGACUGGCUUUACCAAUUGAUUGUCCCGCUGGAUAUUUCUGUGUCAGUGGUAGUACUUUCCCACAACCUUGUCCAUUAGGUACUUACAGUAACUCCACUAAGUUACGUAGGGCUACAGACUGUACACCAUGUCCUGGAGGUUAUUAUUGUGAUGGUAUAGGAAGGACAGAACCGACAGAUGUUUGUGACGCAGGAUUUUAUUGUCGAGAGAAAGCGUAUACUUCAGCGCCACCUGAUGGAUUAACUGGUGGACUUUGUCCUGCCGGAGGAUAUUGUCCACCUGGAUCUGCCACAGCUUCAUCUUGUGCAGUUGGUAAAUACAGCAAGAGUCCUGGUGCCAAAACAGAAUUUGACUGUAUUCCUUGUGAUCCAGGGUUUUUCUGUGCAGGUUCUAGUAGUACAGACGCUUCACAGCAAUGUUCGGCAGGUUAUUAUUGUACAGGAGGCUCUGGAACACCAACACAGCAUGAAACACCAGCUGGAUAUUACACCCAAGAUGGAGCCUUCAAACCAGAGCCUUGUCCACGAGGCCAAUACCAACCAUCUGUCAGAUCAAGUGAAUGUUUAAUAUGUCCACAAGGGUAUUAUUGUAAUGGAACAGCAACAAUUGAUGAAGUGAUCUGUCCAAGAGGUUCCUAUUGUCCUUUAGGAAGUGAAAAUCCAACACCCUGUAUACCAGGAACUUACUUGAAUGAUAUUGGACGAUAUGCUUUAGAACACUGUACACCAUGUACAGGUGGUUAUGCUUGUGAAAUAUAUGGUAUAGACGUACCUACCAUAUUCUGUGUAGCUGGACAUUAUUGUACCAGUGGAUCCAACACCACAAUCCCAGUUGGGGAAUCAUUUGGUGACUUAUGUCCACCUGGGUACUUCUGUCCUGAGAAUACUGACCAGUACCAACACCAUCCAUGUCCCAACGGUACCUAUAGUGGAUACACUGGACUACAGAGUGAAUAUAACUGUUCAAGUUGUGACCCUGGUAGAGUAUGUAAUGGAUUAGCGCUGACGGAACCGAAUGGAUGGUGUUCUCCUGGUUACUACUGUAAUGGUGGGGCAUCCACAGACAAACCAAAUGAUGGUGGACUUACUGGGGAUCCUUGUACAGAAGGAGCAUAUUGUCCAAAUGGAACAGGCACUCCAAUACCAUGUCCAAAUGGUCAGUUCAUGAAUCGUACAGGAUAUGAUCAAUGUUUCGAUUGUCCAGCUGGCUAUUAUUGUACCAAUGCCAUGGAACCAUUACUCUGUUCUAAGGGCUACUACUGUCCUGGUAAUACAACAGCUGACCUGUCACCAUGUCCAAGAGGAACAUACAACCCUAUAUUAGGAGCAAGAAUAGAAAGUGAUUGUAAACCAUGUGCUGGUGGUUAUUACUGUGAUAAAUUAGCUGCAGUGGACUUUGACCCCAGUUUGAAUAAUACAGGAGUUGGUUUAUGUGCUGCUGGAUUUUACUGUAAAUCUGGUGUUAAUGUGAGUAAUCCAACAGAUGGCACUACAAGUGGUCUUGGUGGUCCCUGUCCUGCAGGUUCUUACUGUUUGGCUGGUACCCAGGACCCUACAGCUUGUCCUAAUACUACCUAUAGAGAUACAGAAGGGGCAGAGAAAUUAGCUGACUGUAUACCCUGUAAGCUUGGACAAUACUGUGGUAGUGAGAACCUGACUGAUGCCACUGCACCAUGUGCUCAAGGAUUUUACUGUUACAGAGGAAAUAAUGUACCUGAUCCUACAGGAGAUGAACCUCUGAUAGGUGGACCAUGUCCAGUAAGUCAUUAUUGUCCAGAAGGUACAUCUACACCAUUAGCUUGUCCGGCAGGAACAUAUAACAACAUAACUGGUCAGUGGAAUUGUACAACAUGUCAAGCAGGUUACUUCUGUAAUGAGAACACCACCACCUAUGAAGACUUCCCAUGUCCUGUCGGACAUUAUUGUCCAGACGGUACAGAAUACCAUGACCAGUACCCAUGUCCAGCUGGAACAUUCAGAGAUUCUCAACAAGGACAAAGUGUGAGCGACUGUACCCAGUGUACUGGUGGGUCUUACUGUGGAACACAAGGAUUAUCUGCCCCUACUGCACAAUGUGAUGCUGGAUAUUUCUGUGUAAUUGGAGCUUGGUCAGCAACACCCACUGAUUAUAACAACUUUACCCAUGGAGAUUGUCUGUGUCCAAGUAAUUCUACAGGAGGAAUGUGUCAACCAGGGUAUUAUUGCCCCCAGGGAUCACUAGAACCUACACUUUGUGAGGAGGGAAAAUACUGUGCCACACCUGCACUUGGAGCAGUGACUGGUGAUUGUAGGAUUGGUUAUUACUGUGGAAGAGGAAGUGAGAGAGAAGAUCCAACAGAUGGCGUUACUGGUAACAUUUGUCCUGCUGGCAGAUACUGCACAAUUGGAUCUACAAGUAAUCCAUCCAAAUGCCCAAUAGCAACAUUUUCCAAUAAAACGGGGAAUACCCAGGUGAAUGAUUGUACAGACUGUACCCAAGGGUUCUAUUGUGAGACUGAGGGACUAACAGCACCAACUGGUCCUUGUGGAGAAGGUUAUUAUUGCCCAACUGGACAAAGCAUACAAAAUCCACCAGCAACAAUUUGUCCUGCUGGACACUACUGUCCUGAGGGUAGCCAUACAGAGAUUGACUGUCCAUCUGGUACAUACCAAGACCAGACAGGUCAAGGACUAUGUAAAGAAUGUGUAGCAGGAUACUACUGUGACAUUGCCAACACACCUGUGACAGGAUAUGUAAGUUAUAAUUGUCCUAAAGGUCAUUACUGUCCAAAUGGAACUGAAUUCAGUACCCAGUAUCCAUGUCCUGCUGGAACAUACAAUCCUACACUACAGAGAGAAUCACUUGACCAGUGUACGCAGUGUGAUACUGGCAAGUUUUGUGAUACCACAGGACUUCAAGCAGUCACAGGCGAUUGUACAGCAGGCUAUUUCUGUAUGAAUGGUUCAUCAUCAGCCACUCCAAACGAUGGGGUCACAGGUCAAAGAUGUCCUGAAGGUCAUUAUUGUACAACAGGAACUACCGACCCAACACCAUGUGGUCUAGGGACCUGGUCCAACAGUACUGGUCUCACUAUCCAAUCAGAAUGUCAGGAAUGUUUAGGAGGAUAUUAUUGUAAUGUUCAAGGAAUCACCGAACCGUCUGGUCCUUGUGACGCAGGAUACUACUGUUCUGGAAAAGCUUCAACUCCUACUCCUACUGAUGGUGGUGCCACUGGAGAUCCCUGUACCAUAGGCCACUACUGUCCAUCAGGCACUGCUGUCCCAAUAUCUUGUGCUGAUGGUUCCUACAUGACAAACACACAAGCUGCUGAAUGUUGGAAUUGUACUGCAGGACAUUAUUGUAUCACAGGACUCACACCAGAAGAUUGUCCUGCAGGGUUUUAUUGUCCUGAAAGCACAGGUCAGGUAUGGAAGCCAUGCCCAGGUGGUACGUUUAGUGCAUCAACAGGUUUAUCAGCUGUGGGAGAGUGUACACAAUGUACGGGAGGUUACUAUUGUGAUGUUACUAAUGCUACUGUUGAGACAGGAGAAUGUAAUGCUGGAUACUACUGUACAUCUGGAUCUGACAUGCAGUCACCUGAUACAGGAAAUACAGGUGUGGCUGGUCCAUGUCCUGCUGGUCAUUUCUGUCUACAGAAGACUGUGACUGCUUCUCCAUGUCCGGUUGGAACAUUUAGUAACCAGACAAAGUUAACAGCUCAAGCUCAAUGUGAGGACUGUUCCUAUGGUAAAUAUUGUGGAAGCACUGGAUUGACAGAACCGACAGGAGACUGCUGGGCUGGAUUCUAUUGCUUACUUGGAGCUCAGUCACCAAAUAAUCCAACUCUAGAUUCUACAGGUGGACCAUGUCCCAUGGGAAACUUUUGUCCAAAUGGAACAUCAUAUCCUCUGGGAUGUCCUGCAGGAACAUACAACCCACUGACUGGACAAUCUACCUGUCAACCUUGUGAUGCAGGCUACUACUGUCCAGAAAAUUCUACCUCAGUCACUGGAAAUGAUUGUCCAACAGGUCAUUACUGUCCAGAGGGCACUGCAUUCUCAACAGAGUACCCAUGUGACAAAGGCUAUUACAAUCCAUACACCACUAAACAAAGUGUGUCUGAUUGUUUACCAUGUGACGCUGGUAAAUACUGUGCAACUCCAGGACUUUCUACUCCCACCAAUGAUUGUGAUGCUGGUUGGUAUUGUACUAGAGGUGCAUGGUCAGCACAACCAACAGAGAUAGGAAACUACACAGCACCAGACUGUUUCUGUCCAGUUAACCAGACUGGUGGUCAAUGUCAGAUAGGAUACUAUUGUCCCUUGGGAUCUAAUGCUCCAAUAGACUGUACACCAGGAAGUUAUUGUGGUAUUGUUGGCCUUGCGACGGUCACUGGACCAUGUGAUGCUGGGUUCUAUUGUACACUUGGUGCAACACGUCCAGACCCACAGAAUGAUGCCACUGGUGGUGAUUGUACUGUAGGCCACUAUUGUCCACAGGGCACUGAUGUCCCUGAGGCUUGUCCACCAGGUUACUUUACAAAUGCCACAGGAAACACUGACUUUACUGGUUGUAAACUUUGUACUGAAGGCUCCUACUGUGACAGUGCAGGUCUUAGUACACCAACAGGACCCUGUGAUGGAGGUUAUUAUUGCCCAGAAGGACAGAAUGUUAGUGCACCAGCUGCUUAUGUCUGUACACCAGGACAUAACUGUCCAAUAGGAAGUCCCACACAAACUUCCUGUUCAUCAGGAACUUAUCAAGAUCAAUAUGGACAGGCAACAUGUAAGACUUGUUUGGAGGGAUACUACUGUGAUGGAACUAUACAAAAUAAUACCUUCUGUUCUCAUGGAUCCCAGAAUCCAGUUCCCUGUCAACCUGGUAACUAUUGCCCAACUGGUACCAAAUUUUCUACUGAAUUUGGCUGUCCAAAUGGUACAUUCAGUGACCAGUACUACCUUAAGGCUGCCUCAGAGUGUACUCCUUGUAGUGGAGGAAUGUACUGUGAAUCCAUGGGAUUAUCCACUCCCACCGCUGAAUGUACAGCUGGGUAUUAUUGUACACAGGGAGCAUCAGUGUCUACACCUAUUGAUGGUGUUACUGGAGACCAGUGCCAGAUGGGAGGUUAUUGUCCUCAAGGAUCAAAUGCUACAACUCUGUGUCCACCAGGAACCUACAAUCCAACUAGAGGUUUGACCGCAGAAACACAGUGUACAGAUUGUGAUGGUGGCAAGUAUUGUCCAAACAGUGGUAUGACGGCUCCUGCUGGGAACUGUACUGCUGGAUAUUACUGCUCCUCUGCAGCCUCCACAGCCACACCCACUGAUGGUACUACAGGUGAUGAAUGCCCCAUAGGAAGCUACUGUCCAGAGGGAACAGCCACACCCAAACAGUGUGAUCCAGGAACAUACACAGAUACCAAACAGAACUAUGAAUGUCUACAAUGUACACCAGGUUACUAUUGCACCCAAGGAAGCAACCCACAGCCUUGUCCAUCAGGUUAUUAUUGUCCAGAAAGUACUGGACAUGUAUGGCAAUCUUGCCCAGCAGGUACCUUCAACCCAUCCACUGUGUUAGCCAAUGAAACACAAUGUACACAGUGUACAGGCGGUUUCUACUGUGAUGUAAAAAAUCUGACUGCAGAAAGUGGUCCAUGUGAUGCAGGCUAUUUCUGUCGUAGUGGAUCUGAUGACCAACAGCCAAGUGGUUUGACUGCAGGUGAUGCUGGUCCUUGUCCAGUAGGUCACUACUGUCCACAACAGACACAAGAUCCUAUUCAGUGUCCAGCAGGAACAUUUAACAAUGAGACCAUGCUGACUGCAGAAUCAUCAUGCCAGCAAUGUUUACCAGGAUAUUAUUGCGACAUACCAGGUUUAGAGUAUCCAACAGGAAUGUGUGAGGCAGGAUUUUAUUGUUCAGGUGGAAGUAACUCUUCCAACCCUCCAGCUACUGAUGCUACAGGUGGUCCCUGUCCUGCUGGUUCCUAUUGUCCAGUAGGAUCCAGUUUACCAAUGCAAUGUGUAGCAGGAACUUAUACUAAUAUUGAACAACAAUCUAAUUGUACAACAUGUCCAACUGGGUAUUACUGUACACAAGGCAGUUCCUCACCAGUCAUCUGUCCAAAAGGUCACUAUUGUUUGGCUGCCACAGAAUUUUCCAACCAAUAUCCAUGCAACAAUGGAACAUUUAACAACAUUACAGGAGCUCAUGAUGAUAGUUUAUGUGAGCUCUGUACACCAGGGUAUUACUGUCCCACCCCUGGGCUAGCAGAACCAGCUGGACAGUGUGAUGGUGGUUACUAUUGUAUUCUAGGAUCAUGGUCAAAUCAACCUUCACCACUUGGUAAUGAUACUAUGACAGACUGUUCUUGUCCCAACCAGACGAUUGGAGAUAAAUGUAAAGCUGGAACCUUCUGUCCACCAGGGUCAGAUUCUCCAACACCAUGUACGGGUGGAUACUAUUGUGAUUUAGAUGGACUAAGUGCUGAGACUGGACAAUGUCUGGCUGGAUACUACUGUAAUGGAAGCUCCACUCUUCAAAACCCUGUCAAUGAAACUUUCGGUGAUAUUUGUCCAAAGGGACACUACUGUCCUGUAGCAAGUUCUUAUGCCAUACCAUGUGCUGAAGGAGAAUACAGCGAUGUGUUUGCUCAACACAAUAUUUCGAGUUGUCUACCUUGUACAGCAGGAAUGUACUGCCAGGGACCAGGAAGAGCCCUUCCUAAUGAUCAAUGUGAUGUUGGAUGGUUCUGUCCAGAGGGCAGCAUUGUUCCUCAACCACCAGGAAAUGAAUGUCUUGCUGGUCAUGAAUGUCCCAAAGGAAGUCCUGACCAGACACCCUGCUCUUCAGGCUACUACCAACCAUUGGCAGGUCAAGGUCAAUGUACCAUGUGUUCUGGAGGAAUGUACUGUGAUCAGAAUGAGGCUAUAAGUGAACAACAAAGUGGAGUAGGUGCACCUUCUCAUGGAGUUGUUACUCCUAAAGUGUGCCCUGCUGGUUUCUAUUGUCCAAAUGGGACCAUGACUGCAAGAGAGAAUCCAUGUCCAAUUGGAACAUACAGUAACACAACUGGUCUAGAAAGUCUAGCUGAAUGUAGGGAUUGUCCUGCUGGAUUUUACUGUGAGGCUGAGAACAUUACAACACCAACAGGAGAAUGUACCCCUGGAUAUUACUGUGUACUGAAGUCCACAACACCCUCUCCAGGAAGUGUGACUGUCACAGGUGGACCAUGUCACCAAGGAACUUAUUGUGAGGCUGGAGCCUCAGUCCCAAUACCUUGUCCUAAAGGUACCUAUGGAGACAGGAAUUUGUUACCAUCAUUAGCAGACUGCACCAUUUGUCCACCAGGUGAAUAUUGUGCAUCAUCAAGUCUAUCAGCACCAGAUGGGUUUUGUCUUGCUGGAUACUAUUGCAGUAAUGGAUCAGAGGCUUCCAAUCCUGUCGGACAGACUUACGGAGACGAGUGUCCAGCAGGUCACUAUUGUCCACAACAUAGUUACCAACCAACAGCAUGCUCAGCUGGAACGUACCAACCAAACACUAGAAUGACCAAUGAAUCAGCCUGCUUGCAAUGUGAGCCAGGAAGUUAUUGUAAUGAUACUGGAUUAUCUGCCGUGACUGGAGAUUGUACUGCUGGUUUUUACUGUGAGCUAGGGGCUAGUAACAAGGCACCAGUAGAUGGAAUAACUGGAAACAUUUGUCCAGCUGGUUCAUACUGUCCUGAAGGUUCCCAUACUCAUAUCUUCUGUCCAAAUGGAACAUACACCAAUCACACUGGAGCAUCACAAUGUUAUGAGUGCCCAGAAGGAUACUAUUGUAACUUCCGUGAUCGUGCUGAAUUGUGUCCUGCUGGAAAUUAUUGCCCGGCUGGUACGGGUAUUGACAUUCAGCCAUGUCCAGCAGGAACAUACAGUGCUACGACAGGACUAGGAAAUGUUACCGAUUGUACACAAUGUGAUGGUGGAAGAUACUGCCAAACACCAGGACUUUCUACUGUCAGUGGACAAUGUGAUCAAGGAUAUUACUGUACAUCAGGUGUUGAUAUGUCCACACCAACAGGUACACAUACUGGUAUUGGUGGCAUUUGUCCUGUUGGACAUUUCUGUGUAGCUGGAUCUACACUACCUACUAAAUGUUCACCAGGCACAUACAGUGACAGCCCAGGUCAAUUUACAUGUACACCAUGUCCAGCAGGCUACUAUUGUGUAGAGAAUUCCACAGACUUUUCACAACAAGUUUGUCCAAUGGGAUACUACUGUCCAGCUGGAACCACUGACCCAUAUGAAAACCCAUGUCCAAAAGGAACAUACAACCCAGUUAACCAGAGUGAUGGAGCAGAAGAUUGUCUGGACUGUCCACCAGGACAAUACUGCCAAACUGAUGGCCUUGCUGAACCUACUGGUAAUUGUACUGCUGGAUGGUACUGUACCAGUGGCUCUGAUAUGGCUGCACCAUCUGUCAUCAGUAAUGGUACUAACCUGUCUGACUGUACCUGUCCUGCUAUGAAUUAUACUGGAGGAAGAUGUUGGCCAGGAACCUACUGUCCAUCAGGAUCUAACUACCCAGUACCCUGUGACGGAGGAAAGUACUGUAGUCUGUACGGACUGACACAACCAGAAGGUGAUUGUGAUCCAGGUUACUACUGUAAUGGAAGUGACAUCCAACGGGAUCCUUCAGAUAAAGAAUGUCCAGUCGGCCAUUACUGUCAAUCUGGUUCCCCCACUCCCACACCUUGUCCAUCUGGAACCAGUUCUAAUGCUGUGAAGAAUACUUUAUUGAGUGAUUGUAAUGACUGUCCACCAGGAUUUUACUGUGAAGGAACAGGAAACAUUAUUUAUACAGGACCAUGUGCUGCAGGAUUCUACUGUCCAGCUGGUCAACAGACAGCAACGCCAGCAACAUAUAACUGCACCAUGGGUCAUUAUUGUCCUGGAGGUACUGGUCAACCUGUUCCUUGUAAUGCUGGAUCAUAUCAAGAUGAACAGACCAUGUCAGAUUGUAAAGGAUGUCCUGCUGGAAGAUACUGUGACCCUGUUGAAGCAGCUGCUGACCUAGGUGUGAACAGUACAGGGGUAAUAACACCAACAGACUGCCCCAAGGGAUACUAUUGCCCAGUCAACACUACCAGUCAAUAUAGCUACUCAUGCCCACCUGGAACAUUUAACAAUAUCACAAAUCUUGAAAAGGAAAACCAAUGUUUGGCCUGUACUGCAGGGUAUUAUUGUGCUAGUUAUGGAUUGACCGAGCCAACUGAUGUAUGUGAUGCUGGUUAUGUAUGUGUUAGCAGGUCUAACAGCUCAUCACCAGUAGAUGGUGUGACUGGUUUUAUAUGUCCAGUUGGUCAUUACUGUCCUGCAGGUUCAGGACAAGGCACCAAAUGUCCAUUAGGAACAUUCAGCCACACAGAGGGUCUACACAACAGCUCCUCAUGUGAGAAAUGUACCCCAGGGAAAUAUUGCAAUGUUGAAGGUUUGACUUCCCCUGCUGGAGAUUGUAAUGCUGGUCAUUAUUGUCUUGAGGGAACGAUUGACCAGAGCCCUAUCAGUCAGACUUAUGGAGAUUAUUGUACUGCUGGUCACUACUGUCCAACAGGCACAGGGGAUCCCGUCCCCUGCCCCAGAGGAACAUUCCUUGCAGACACAGGCAGAUCAGCAGUGGGUGAUUGUAUUGACUGCUCUCCAGGGAAAUAUUGUGAAACAGAAGGAUUAACAAAUGUUACAGCUGAUUGUGACCAAGGAUUUUAUUGUUCUGGAGCUGCCAACACAAGUGCUCCCACUGAUGGAAUUACAGGAGAUGUAUGUCCGUCUGGAACAUACUGUCCAGUAGGAACAGAUUAUCCUAAAGAUUGUCCAGAUGGAACCUACAUGAACCAUACACAGGCUAGUGUUUGUGACACUUGUCCUGCAAGAUAUUACUGUGUCAACAAAGUGAGAGCUGACCCAUGUCCAGUUGGUCGAUACUGCCCUGGUGGUACUGGAUUUAAUCAGCAGCUGUGUCCAUCAGGAACAUACAAUCCGACAGAAAUGUUGUUAGCCGAUUCUGAAUGUACACAAUGUGAUGGUGGAUAUUACUGUGAUAUACCUGGACUAUAUGCAGUGGCGGGUCCAUGUGCACCAGGUUACUACUGUCAAAAUGGAGUAAACACAGCUGCUCCUAAUAAUAACAAUACUGGAUUUGGAGGAGGUUGUCCUGAAGGUCAUUACUGCCCACAGAAUACAACUGAUCCCAUUGGUUGUGCUGCUGGAACUUACCAAGAUCUGACUCAUCAGUCCUCUUGUAAGACAUGUGUACAAGGAUACUAUUGUCUAGCUAAUUCAACAACCUAUCUGUCAACACCAUGCCCUACAGGUGCCUAUUGUCCAUCUGGCACAGAAUGGUCACUACAAUAUGAGUGUCCAGCAGGAACUUACAAUAACAGGACUGGAGCAGAUGACCAGUUUGAUUGUCUCCCCUGUACAGCUGGUAUGUACUGUGCUGGAGAUGCUUUGGCUGUACCAACAGGAACAUGUGCCGCUGGUUGGUACUGUUCUGGAGGAGCUUACAGUGACAAACCCACAACAUAUGUCAACUCUACUAGUGCCCUGUCAUGUCCUAUCUACUCAUUGAAUGAAACAGGAGGUGUCUGUGAUCCAGGAUAUUAUUGUCCAGCUGGAACAGACAAGCCACUGACCUGUACAUUAGGACAGUAUUGUGAGACAUCAGGAUUAGACACACCCACAGGUUUAUGUACAGCUGGAUAUUUCUGUAAUGGUACUGCUAGUAUACCUAACCCAGCACAAUGUGACAUGGGAUAUUAUUGUCCAGAGGGCACCACUGUACAGGAAGCAUGUGCUCCAGGAACAUAUUCAGAUCGCUUAGGAAAUGUGAAUAUUUCGGACUGUUUACCAUGCACAGCUGGUCAAUACUGUCAACAAUAUGGACUACCCACUCCCACAGGUGAUUGUCAUGCUGGAUAUUACUGUCCAGAGGGUCAAGAAUCUCCUCAGCCUACCACAUAUGGAUGUAGUCCAGGUCAUUUCUGUGAAAUAGGAAGCCACAACGAAACUGGCUGUCCAUCUGGAUAUUAUCAGCCACAUUGGAAACAGAGUACAUGUGAUAUUUGUCCAGCUGGAUCUUACUGUAAAGCAUUCGGUGAUUAUGAAGUGUUAGAUGCUGCCAAUGUAACAACAAGUGGAAACUACACAAACAGACAUAGGAGUUAUAGAGGUGUGUCUGUCCCCACCCCCUGUCCAGGAGGAUCAUAUUGUCCUGAGGGUACCAAGGAAGAGAAGGAGUUCUUGUGUCCAGCUGGUACCUACAGUAACAAGACCAGUCUAAACAACUACACACAGUGUACUCCUUGUGACCCUGGAUAUUACUGCAGUGGAGAAGGUAACACCCAACCAACUGAUGUCUGUGCCCCAGGCUAUUUCUGUACCUUGUCAGCAGAGUUGGCCACGCCCACUGAUGGUACUACAGGUAAUAUCUGUCCUGCAGGCCGGUACUGCGAGGCAGGUAGUAUCACAGGUGUGGGAUGUCCAAGGGGAACGUUCAGUAACACACAAGGACUGACAAACAGCACUACAUGUACUGACUGUACACCAGCCUAUUAUUGUGGAACAACAGGACUUACAGCAGAAAGUGGACUUUGCUCAGCAGGACAUUACUGCACAUUAGGAUCAGAGGAAAUAGCACCAGUGAAUAAGACCUUUGGAGAUUAUUGUCCAGCUGGAAACUACUGUCCAGAGGGAACAUCCACUCCUGUUCCCUGUCCUUCUGGUACCUUCCUCAACGAGACUGGUAUGGGGAUGGAAGAUGACUGUAUCCAUUGCAGUCCUGGGUAUUAUUGUGAGACAACUGGGAAGACUGUUGUUACAAAUAUGUGUGAUGCUGGAUAUUAUUGUACACUCAGAGCCAACAUCUCAGCACCAACUGAUGGUACAACUGGAGAUAUAUGUCCAGAAGGUUACUACUGUGAAGUAGGUUCCUCCAUGCCAACCCCAUGUGGUAACGGAACAUACAUGAACCAUACAGGAGCGUCAGCAUGUUAUACCUGCCCUGCUGGGUAUUAUUGUGUGAAUCGUGAUAGGGCUGAUAUCUGUACCCAGGGCUAUUAUUGUCCUACAGGAACAGGAGCGGACCUACAACCCUGUCCUACUGGAUCUUUUGGUAACACGACUGGAUUGAUACAGGAGAGUGAAUGUACACCUUGUACAGGUGGUAAUUUCUGUGGAACCCCUGGCUCACCAAAUGUGGAUGGUGAAUGUUUGGCCGGACACUAUUGUACAUCAGGUGUGGAUACAUCGACACCCACUGAUAGUUCACCCAACAAAGGAACAGGAGCGGAGUGUCCAACAGGCCAUUACUGUCCCAAAGGAUCUGCCAUACCACUGCCAUGUACUGCUGGAACAUAUGCACUUACUACUAGUAAAGCUUCAUGUGACCAAUGUCCAAGUGGUUAUUAUUGUGUAGAAAAUACAACAGAUGCCUACAGCUACCCUUGCCCUGUUGGUUACUAUUGUCCAGCAGGGACCCAGUACAGUACUGAGUACCCAUGUCUGGCAGGAACAUACAACCCAUUGACUACCCAACAGUCUGUAUCCUCAUGUCUGCUGUGUACACCAGGAAUGUAUUGUGAGAAUCAGGGUAACAGUCAACCAACUGCUAAUUGUAGUGCAGGAUGGUUCUGUACAGGUGGCGCUUCACAAGCUCAACCCAUUGUUCUUGGUAAUUAUACACAUAUAGAUGUUUGUACCUGUCCAGCCUUUAAUUACACUGGAGGCAAAUGUCAACCAGGAAGCUUCUGCCCAGAAGGAUCAGCUGCACCCAUUGAUUGUACAUCAGGAUGGUAUUGUGAUGAUUAUGAACUUUCUACACCUAAAGGUUUAUGUGAUGCUGGCUACUAUUGUCCACCUGGUCAGACUGAGGCCAAUCCUUCAGCUUUCGAGUGUCCGGCAGGUUAUUACUGUCCAGAAGGAUCAGCAACAUUUACGGCCUGUCCAAUCGGAACUUUCUCCAACUCUACAGGAAAUACAAAUGUAACAGAUUGUAAACCAUGUACACCAGGUUACUACUGUGAUGCCCUGAGUAUGACAAAAGAACAAGGAGAAUGUAGUGGUGGCUACUACUGUCCAGAGGGACAAACUACAGCCAGUCCAACAUCAUAUGAAUGUCCAGCUGGAUCAUAUUGUCCUCAAGGAAGUCCGCAACCGAUUAUUUGUGGGAGAGGAUUCUACAACUGGGCUACAACACGACCUACUUGUUUAACAUGUGACGUAAGGUUCUACUGUGAUCCAUGGGAGACAGGAAAUAUCACUGGCAUCACCAGCCUUACACAGUUAUGUCCGGUUGGACAUUAUUGUCCUGCAGGAACAGAAUAUGCCAAUCAGAAUCCUUGUCCUUCAGGAAGAUAUGGAGAUAUCCAGAUGUUGGCUUCUGCUAGUGAAUGCCGAUCUUGUGACGCAGGUAAAUAUUGUGAAGACCCAGGACUAUCUGCUGUACAAGGUGAUUGUGAUCCUGGAUACCUGUGUUACAAUGGAGCCAAUACUUCACAACCUACAGAUGGAGUCACUGGUGAACCUUGCCUCAAGGGCAUGUAUUGUGAUGGCGGAUUAUCUGUUGGAAAUUCCUGUCCACUUGGAACAUUCAACAAUGGAACUGGUUUACGGUAUGCAAAUGAAUGUAUCCCUUGCACCCCUGGUUAUUAUUGCCCAUCCGCUGGACUGGUGGAACCUAUUGGAGAAUGUAAUGCUGGUCAUUACUGUGAGCUUGCAUCUACUGAGGCCAGUCCAGUGGCACAGUCCUAUGGUUACAGAUGCCCUGUUGGGCACUAUUGUCCACAAGGAACACCAACUCCUAUUGAAUGUCCAAAAGGAACAUACCAACCAUCUGAAGGAACAUCUUCUUUAGCCCAAUGUUUGUCCUGUACACCAGGCUUCUAUUGUGAGCAGGCAGGAAACGACACUGUAACAGGAGAAUGUAUGGAGGGAUAUUACUGUAUAGGUGGAGCCAGUGUUCCAAAUCCAACAAACAGUACAACAGGAGACAUAUGUCCAAUUGGUAAUUUCUGUCCCAAUGGAUCAAGCUCCCCUACAGCUUGUCCAGAUUCUACAUACAUGGAGAAUGAAGGAGCCGCAGCUUGUCUGAGCUGUCCACAGGGUUACUAUUGUACAGCAGGAUCACAUGCUGACCCUUGUCCACAAGGAAACUACUGCCCACCAGGAACUGGAUCGGGAUACCUUCCAUGUCCUAUAGGAACAUUUGGAGCAAGUGACAGACUUACCAAUGAAACAGAGUGUACACAAUGUUCUGGCGGCCAUUACUGUGAUGUUCCAGGAUUAUCUCAGCCGGCUGAUGUCUGUCAUGCAGGAUAUUAUUGUGUAUCAGGUGUCAACAUUGCCACACCAAAUUCCAUGGUGGCAUACCUGGGCACAGGUGACAUAUGUCCAGCAGGUUAUGAAUGUCCUUCCAACUCCACUUACCCAGCAGCUUGCUCACCUGGAAAGUAUGCUCCCACAGACGGAGAAGACCAAUGUCUGGAUUGUCCAGCAGGAAAAUAUUGUGUGAAUGCAACAAUAACACCUAUAGAUUGUCCAACUGGUCACUACUGCCCAAUAGGAACAGAAUUUGAUAUGCAGUACCCGUGCCCAGCUGGAACAUACUACAACAAUACAGGUGGUGAAUCUAUGACUGACUGUAUGGACUGUCCCCCAGGAGAAUAUUGUGAAGGCUUAGGAAAUACACUCACAGAUGGCCUUUGUGACCCAGGAUUUUACUGUGGUGGUAAAUCAUACCAAAUACGACCAUUUGAUACGGGAAAUCUUGUCAGUGUCAACGGAACUAAUAGUAGUCUUUAUGGAAAUGACACAUGUGCUCCUCUUUGGGACUGUGUGUGUCCAUCAUAUGCCUUGACAUCAGGAGGAAUCUGUCCCAUGGGAUAUUACUGUCCCCAGGGAUCAUUUAAACCAGUGUCAUGUGAUGGAGGAAAAUAUUGUGAAACACCAGGAUUACAAACUCCCACAGGUGAUUGUACUGCUGGGUGGUACUGUAAUGGAACCAGUGCAACAUCAAUCCAGUAUAUAUGUCCUACUGGACACUAUUGUCCCACAGGAACAGCUAUACCUGUUCCCUGUCCUGCUGGUACCUUUGCUGCUUUCGAGAACAAUGCUGCUGAGUCUGACUGCUUGAACUGUACUGCUGGCCAUUACUGUCAAGGAUUAGGAAAUGAUGCCCCAACUGGACAAUGCACAGCUGGUUACUACUGUCCAGGAGGUCAAGAUACUACCACACCAUCUGACCUACUAUGCUGGAAAGGUCAUUAUUGUCUCCAAGGCUCAGUCUCCUCAACCAUAUGUCCUAAUGGAACCUACCAAUUCAACGAUGGAAAAGACUACUGUGACAUAUGUCCUGCUGGGUACUAUUGUGAUGCAAUAUCAGGAAAUGUGUCCUAUGUAAACGGUGUGCCUAUUGUGAACCCAACUCCAUGUCCAGCUGGAUACUGGUGCCCUGAAGGUACUAUCUCUGGACAGAGCAACCCAUGUCCAGUAGGAACAUUUGGACCAGAUCUUUACUAUCCAUCCAUGGACAACUGUACCCUAUGUACAGCUGGAUAUUAUUGUGAUGUGGCAGGAUUAUCAACCCCUGCUGGAGAGUGUUAUGGAGGAUAUUAUUGUACAGGUGGCGCUGAAUUACCAACACCUGUUAAUCACCUUGUGGAUCAUUCCAACAACAGUACAUACAGUGGGAAUGAUUUCUGUCCAAUGGGAUAUUACUGUACCAAUGGAACAGCCUACCCAACACCUUGUCCAAUCGGAACAUUCUCAAUCAAUCUACAAGUCUCACAAGAAAGUGACUGUCAACCAUGUCCAAGAGGCAAAUACUGUAAUGUGGAUGCUUACACCAAAAACCCAUCUCCUCCAAAUUGUACAGAGGGAUAUGUAUGUACUGGAGGAGCCACACAGGCUGUUCCCAUCAUGCCUGCAGAAGGUUACAUCUGUCCCACUGGACAUUACUGUAUAGAAGGAUCAUUGUUUGAGUUAGGAUGUGACAUAGGAUACUACCAAGACAGCCAGGGACAAGCUAGCUGUAAAAUCUGUCCAGCAGGAAAAAUGUGUCCAGAAUCUAACAUGACCAAUCCAGUGGACUGCCAGUCUGGAUAUUAUUGUCCAACUGGUGAUGUUAUUCCUUGUCCAAAUGGUACAUACAACAACCUUACCGGAAUGAGUAUGGAAUCUCAUUGUGUUGAUUGUUCUGUAGGCAAAUAUUGUGAAGGAUUAGGCAACAGCUAUCCUACAGGUGGCUGUGAUGCAGGCUAUUUCUGUGAAGGUGGUGCGGCCAGUGCUGCCCCCUCACCUACAGGAACAUAUCCAAACAAUGGCCUCUGUCCACCUGGACACUAUUGUCCGGCUGGAACAACAAUUCAGGUCAAAUGUCCUGCCGGAACAUUCAGGAACUCUACAGGUGCAGGGGCAGUAGAAGAUUGUCUCCCCUGUCCUGGAGGAUAUUAUUGUGACCAAGAAGCACAGACGGGACCUACUGGACUUUGUGAUGCUGGAUACUACUGUCCUGCUAAUGACACCACCAUCUCACCAACACCCAGUGGAUUGAUGUGUCCAGUAGGAUAUUAUUGUCCUCAAGGAUCAGCUGAGGCUAUCCCUUGUCCACCAGGGGAAUAUCAGAGCAAUGUCGGACAGUCAUCAUGUAUCCCUUGUCCAGCAGGAUCUUACUGUACUGUUAACCCAGUGACAUCAGUACCAUCACUGAUUGACUGUCCAGCUUAUCACUACUGUCCUUCAGGAACCAUCAAUCCAAUUAUGUGUUCCAAUGGUACAUUUACUUAUGCCAACAUGUCAAGACUAGAACAAGCAAAUGAAUGUCUGUCAUGUCUACCUGGAAAGUAUUGUAGGUCGGGUGAGAUAGCAGAUGAUUGCCAGGCAGGCUACUAUUGUAAAUCUGGUGCACGGGAUGAUAUACCAACAGUAACAACUAACUUUACAACUUGUGUAGCCAAUGAUGAGUGUGCUGGGCAAUGUCCUGUUGGUCAUUAUUGUCCACAGGGAACAGAACUUCCAAUAGACUGUCCAGAACAUACAUACAGGGCUACAGUUGGAGCAACACAGGAAAUAGAUUGUGACCCUUGUCCUGCUGGAUUGUAUUGUGCUUUAGGUGUAGAGAAUGGUAUUGCUUGCCCUGCUGGUUACUAUUGUUUGGAGGGUAACGGUACAACCGAUUGUCCCAUCCUGACAUACCGUGACACUCCAGGAGCAGCCUUGUUAGAUGAUUGUCAUGGUUGUACUGCAGGAUACUACUGUGAAUACAAAGCCAUUGUUGAUCCUACUCUUUAUCCAUGUCCAAUUGGUCACUACUGUUUGGAAAGAAGUGAACCAGCAUUAUGUCCAGCUGGAACCAUGAGGAACGAGACAGGAGCAGCUAAACCAGAAGAUUGUCCAGACUGUCGACCUGGAUACUACUGUCCAAAUGAUACUAUCAACACAUAUGGUAUCCCAUGUAGAGAAACAUUUGAAUGCCCUGAAGGAGCCUCAAUUGAAAUAGAUUGUACACCAGGUUUUUUCUGUAAUGGAACAACUGGUUCACCUCCAAUAUGUUGGGCAGGAUAUUAUUGCCCGAAUGCUACAGAUACGCCCAUUCCUUGUGAAUAUCCUGACUAUUGUCCUGAAGGCAGUAAUAUGACUUUAAAAUGUGACCUUGGUUAUAGAGCAUUAGAUCAUGCUGGUAUUCGAUAUAAUGUUAAUGUCUCGUGUGAUAUAUGUCCUCCAGGUACCUAUGGUAACCAUACAAAUCGUACAGUGUGUGAAACUUGCCCAGCUGGGUACUAUUGCCCUGAAGGAACAGGCCAUGGAGAUUCAAAUCCUUGCCCAAUUGGAUAUUAUUGCCCAGUAGGUUCUGAUCACGCCACACCAUGCCCUGCCGGUAUGUUUGGCCAAAAAGUACGAGCUGAAGGUUUUGGAGAAUGUUAUCCAUGUCCAACAAAUACUUUCAAUGACUUGGAAGGUGCGACAAAGUGUCGACCGUGUGGUAGUUCAUCAUACUCUAAUGGAAAUGCAUCAGUCUGCACAUGUCUUGGUCAGUAUAGAAGUUUCCAGGAAUCAAAUGGCGCCUGUAUUUGUUUGUCAGGAUAUAUUUAUUACGACGAGGUUGAUACACAAAAGAGUGUGGAUAAUAGCGACAUGGAUUGUCAACAAAUCGUUGAUGUGAGAUGUUCAGAAUAUGAAGUCAGAUUGGCAUCAAGUAGAACCUGUGUCUUAUCAGAGACUGUUAAUUGUGACCCAGCCUGUCCAGAUUCUUCAGGAUAUCUGGACACUGAAUUAGGAGUAUGUAUGUGUUCUACUUAUACUGACCCAGAUACCAUCUGUGAUUCCACAUGUCUAGCAACCACAUCACCUACUGUGACAUCAUCUCUUCAGGCAGAUGGAACUGUUGCAGUGACAACCACUGAUCCAGUCUCUGGAAAUGUUACUGUUAAUACAAUACCAAAUGUAUAUGGACCUAUUGAAGCUACUGUUGGAGAGUUAGAUGUAGUUGUUGUUAGCUUCUGGGGAGACAGAAUUACUGGAAGUUUAUACAGAGAUGAAGAUGAGGCACAAGAUAUCUUUUUGUCCAUUGAGGAGAUGAUACAAAAUGGAAUCACAAACAGUCAAGGAGGAUUUGGCAGACGUCGUCUCUUAGCAGCCACAACUGUCCCAGACAAUCAGAUCUCUAAUGUAGUAUUGUGUCUAGAACUGAAUGAUAUGAUCUUUUUCAAGAUUAGGAUUAAUACAACAGAUAGAACCCAGAGUAAUUACCCUGUAUAUGACAAAGACCAUCUUUUCAGUACCAAUCCAUCAUUUGAUUUUGGACCAUUUACAGAUCUGGGAUCACAGAUUGAGAAUACUAAUGCCAAUAUCUCCACCUUUGCAUUUGUCUUCUCAGAAUCAGGAAACUUUGUGUUCUACGAUAAUGCUGACAGUAGCUUGGUAGUAUAUGUCAGCGUUCAGCCAUCUGGUACUGUCUGUCCACCUGGGUCAUCUACAGUACAACCAGCAACCUCAGCUAAUCUUAACAAUCUAGGAUUCUACAAGUCAGAUCCAUCUAACGUAGAACCAGACUGGGGACUUAUUAUAGGAAUGAUUGCAUUCUUUGGGGCCUUGGUAUUACUGUUAGUAGUAGCAGUAAUUGUUUGGAGACCAAGAAAUGCUGGUAUCUAUCCAAUGAAACACUGGAAACCACAAUAUCGCAGUCUGGGAGCACCACCACCUGUACCCAAAUAUCUCCGAUAUGAUGAUCAACACUGGCCUGAACAUUCAGAAGGACUGUAUGGAGAUCUAGGAGUAAGAGAUAAAGGUGACGGAGCUGAAUCUGAUGUACUGGCAUCAAUGGCUGUCAAGGGUGAAGAUGACUUGGAAAAUUUCAAUGUCCGUGUAUUCUACGAUAAACUUGAAGACCAGAACUUACAUAUGGCAUCACAACUGGCUCGUCAACAAGAAGAUCUAAGCCAGUUCUAUAAGAAGAUCUGUGAACAGAACGAUGAACUGAAGAAACUUCUGCAGAGCUUAGACCCCGCCAAACUGGACGAGCUUCAGAAGAGAAUGGAGGAUAGAGAGAGACAGAGAGACGGAUUACAGGGUGCCUCUGGACCAACAUCUGUCAAUGCCAACCUAAAUAUGGGAGCUGCUGGAAAAUUGAAAUUUGCUGGAGGCAGUAAUAGAGAGGGAGAAUUGAUGUCUGCCUUACAACUCCUACUAGAAAGACUAAACACUGGAAAUAUUCCUGUCAAUCAAUCUGUAAUAGACCAACUUCAGAAAGGUGGAGAUAUCAAACAUCCUGAUACCUAUACAACUAAUAUAACUAACCUACCAGCUGGUACUGGGGGGAAACAGGGUGAUCUUUUGAGAAAACAGAAUAAUGAGAAGAUGCAAUUAGAGAAGGAACUAGACAGAGAAGAACGUGAAGCAAUGGAAAGAUUUAUACAGACUGAAGAGGGAAAGAAACUUGAAAAAAUGGGACCAAUGACAACUGAACUUGCUGGCAAGCUUCAGGGUGAUCUUAAUGACGCUAAAGUCAAAGACAUCAUGUCAAAUUAUGAGAAGAAUUUCGAGUCCAACAUGUCUAAAUUUGAAUCUGAAAAAGAUCGUCAAGGUGCUGAGCUGAGACGUAAACUUGCUGAGAAGAGGAAGAGAAGAGAAGCUCAACUCAGAGAGAAGCAUAAUAGAGAGGCUGAAGACAAUGGACUUCCGCCAUUACCUGAAGGAGAAGGAGACAACCAUGCUGAUGUUAAGAUCAGAAUGACUCAAUCCACAUUCGACACUCUGCAGGCAGAGAAUACCGCUGGAACGGCUAAAGGAGAAAUGGACAUGGAGCACAAUCUCUCCGAUGAAGAAAGGAAACAAAUGUCAGAAAAACUCAAAGAUCAUCUGGAUCGACUUCAACAACAAGGAAUUAUCACAGACAAGCAGAAGACAGAAGUGUUACAGAAACACAUGGAACAUGAGAUGAAUCUAGACAAAUUACAUAAACAAAGACGUGAACAACAGUUGGCUCACAUGAGAGAAAAGAUGGCAGAAAGAAAGAAGAAAAAACUAAGAAAACUGCAAAACCAACAUGAUGCUGAGAUGAGUGAGCUGUCAUCCAAGAUGAUUGAGAGUGGAAACACAGAUGAUUUAGAAAAAGAACUUGAAUACUUAAAGAAACUACACCAACAGGAGAUGGAAGCUGCUGAGGCAGACAUGAAUGCAGAAGAAAAUGAACAUCUCAAAACAAUCAGUAAAUCUAUUGAUGAUGAACACACUGGUGCUCUUAAACAGAAACACAGGGAUGUUCUCAAAAAUCUUGUUGAUAACUGCCCUGAAGUACAAAAGGUCACUAUGCAGAGACUGAUGGACGAUUAUAGAAAAGAUAUGGAGGUACUCAACCAAGACCUCAGCCUUGAAAGGAACAGACAACUUAGUGAAACAGACGCUAAACUUGCAGCAAGAAGAGCAAGAAGAUUACAGGAAAAUCAGAGAAGAACAGAUGAAAAUGAGGCUCAGAGAUUAAUGGCUGAACAAAAUAAACAACUGAGAUCAGGUGGUGUGACCUCCUCAGAUGUGCCACCAGAUUCUGACCUUUCACAUGUGCCAGAGGUCAAAUAUGUAGAGUCUGCUGAAGGCAAAGCUUUGAAAAACCAGCAUGAACGUACCCGAGAGGAAUUACGCAAACAACACAAACAUAAUAGAGAUCAGAUGGCAGAGAAGUUGGACAAUGAGGCUCAAAAACAAGAACAAGAAUUACGUAGAGAACAUGAGUCAGAGAAAGAAAAACAGCUGAGAGAAAAAAGAAAUAGACAAGCUGCUGAAAUGGCUUCUAGAAAAGACCUGUCUGAUGACCAAUUGAAAGCACUAAUGGCCAGUCAUGAACAGGAGCUGGAUGACUUAGCUGAACGUCUUGAAUCAGAUAGAGACCGUCAAUACCUUAACCUGAGAGAUAAACUAGCCAAGAAGAGGAAACAAAAGAUGGAAGAACUCAGACGUAAACAAGAUGUUGAUCUUACCAAGGAAAUGAUAGAACAGAAGAAAGAAAUGGAUGGAAUCAGAAUGAAACAGGCAAAGGGUGCAGAAAAACAAGCUAUAGCUGAAGGCAUUAAACAGAAUGGUGAAGAGGAUAGUGACAAGGUCAUCAAAGCUGUCCUAGCUAACAGACAAGCUCAAGAGUUGAGUGAUUUGGACAAAGAGUUUGCUGCCAAGAAAAAGAUCAUGGUUGAUGAUGCUCUAAGUAAACUUCACGAUAAAUAUGAUAAACUAAGAGAUCAGACGCUGAAGAGGCACCAGGAGGAAUUAGCUGCAUUAAAUAAAAAAGGUCUUAGUCCAGAAGAACUACAACACCAGAGGAACCAGUUGUUGAACCAGCAUCAAUUAGAGUUAUCCUCCCUUGAUAAGAAAUUGUCUUCUGAAGAACAAGAUAUAGAGAAAGGAGCCUUGGCAGAUUGGGAAGUGGAAUAUGCCAAAGCUAAACUGAACCUCAAGGAAAAACAUUAUAGGGAGUUUGCUGCUGCUCUGAAGGAAUUCUCACCAGGACAUGAUGGAGUAAAGGAGGCUGAGAAUAAUGCUGAAGAACUGGCUUCAUUAAAACAUGAUCUGGAGAAGAAACGCAAAGAAGAAGAAGCCAAACUAAAGAAAGAACAAGAUGAUUUUGAGAAGAAUGAAAAGAAGAGACUAGAUGAAGAAUUGAAGGCCUAUGAGAAGCAACUUGAACAAGAAACACAGAAAGAAAAAGAAAAACAUGAUAAAAAUGUUGACUCGUUGAACAAACGUAAAGAAGAUCUCAUAAAGGAAAGAAAACUGAAGAUGAAGGAAGAACUAGACAAAUUGAAGCAGUCAGGAGCCAGUGAAGAUGAUCAAAAGAGACUGAUUGAGCAGUAUGAAAAAGAUCUACAAAGCAUACUUAAUAAAAUGGAGGCUGACAAGAUCAGAAUGCAGAGCAAUCUACAGGAGAGAUUGAAGAAGAAAAGAGAGGAGAGAAUGAGGUCAAAGAAAGUAGAAAUGAAGGAGAAUAGUGAAGAUCAGAAACAUGAGAUGGACAUGAGACAGAAGGCAGAAUCUAACAGACUGAAAAAUGAAGAGGCAAUUGCAUUGCAACAGAAGAUAAACAGUGGUUAUGUACCUAUGCCUACACGACCUUCACCUCAAGGUCAAGCAGCAGACGACACUACCAAAACUACUGGCCCUUCAUCAUCAGGACAACCAGACCUUCCCCAGUCCUACUCAAUGGCAGCUCCAUUGAAUGAGGCUGAGCUGAUGGCAUUGCUGAUGGCUUCACCAAUGUACCAGAAAUUGGAAGACAUCAAAAAAUCAAUGGCAAAUGGAGCUCACACACAACCAUCUGGUAAACAUCCAAUGGAACCAGGUAAAGGUUUCCAGGAAGAUAAGGAUGCAGAAUGGGGUAGCGAUGAUGUGCUGCAGCCGGUCGAUUUGAAUCAACUUAAUGCUCGAACAUUUGUAGUGUAUAAAUUUGGUUCUUUCGUAGCCGAUCUUGUUGCUUCAAGAUGUCGACAUGCACCAGUUACUAUCUUACUUGCCAAUAAAAUUCCACCAAGUAGUGAACUGGCUAGAAACCAGUAUAGGAACUCCUUCCAUUUUGAUGCCAACAACAGGAUCCUGUACAUCAGGACAGCUAGACUGGAUACUGUUGGUGAUUUCAUAGUUGUGCUGGUCCACACUAUGGCUCACAUUAAAGCAGGUGAUUUGAGGGAUGAUAGCAAUCCAGAUUUCUUAAGAGAGUAUCACAGAGCGCUGGCCGUUGUCUGUGAUGACUUGUUCUUUGCCCGAUAUCGUCAAUCAUCUGGAAUCUCUAAGACUCUCGCCAAAAAGAAUCCAGGAGUAAGUGUAGAGCAUGCAGCUCUCCAAUUGUUGCAGGCAAUGUUUGGAGACUGUCGCACAGAAGAUGAGAAAAUGAAAGUAGUGGAAGACUUGUUGGAUGUUAAAUUACUUCCUGGUACAGAUACAGAAGGAGUCCACUUCAACAAGGAAAGAAUGCAACAGAGAUUAGCCAAAUUCUCAAGUUUCUCAGCAUCCAGUAAGCUUGUAUCCAUGUUGGGUGAAGAAGAAGACAAAUUAAAACAGUCUAAGUCUCAAGGAGUUGCACCGUCAGUAGACGCCAGUCUUGGAGAACUCAGUCACAAAUACUCUACUACAGAUACUGCUUCAUCAGUACCACAGCCACCUAUGAAUUUUGUAACAGCUAAUAUGACAGGACAUGCCUUGUGGCAGACAUUUGUCAACAGACAAGACCCUGACCAGGAACCAGAAACACCAGUACAACCAAUAGAUACUCAGGAAUCAUUACAAGAUGCCUAUGACAAUCUGUGUGAAGAUUUCACCACAAUAAACAAAGAACUUGUAGAACUGCAGGAUAGUUCCAAAGCACUAGAAGAACUGUCAGCUGGCUCUGAUGGAAAGUCAGGCAAACAAUCUAGUGAUUCCACUGAAAAGAUGGCUACUUACAAAGAAAGAAUAUCCAAACUUGAAAUCCAAAAGAAACAAACCGCUGAAAAAAUUGAUGAAUGUUUGAAGAAAAUGGAACAGAAAACUGUAUCGACUAUAGAACCAGAAAGAUAUGAAGAUAAAAUACCAAAAUCUGGGAAGAAGUCCAAGAAAUAAACUCUUCAUCAUGUGAAUUGACAUCGAACUAUGCAUUAUGUUUGUGAUACAAAUACAAGUUUUGUUAUAAUGUAUAUCCAUGGAACAGAGAUGUGAUUUUUUUUAAAGAUUUCACUUCUUUAACAUUUCACUGUUUUGUAAUUUAAAAAUCAAGAUCAUGACAUUGAAUGAUUCAGAAUAUAACGAUUAAAAUUGAUGAUUAAUCAGCAGUGAGACAUGACGUUAAUUUACAUAUUUUUUAUCAAUUUAUCAUGGAUUUAACAAUUUCUCAGCCUUUAUAAAUUUAUUAUAUAAUAUGCUUGUAGUUUUAUCAUCUGGAAAGCUCUAAUUAACAAUUAUCGUGACGACAUUAUUUAUAAUGAGAAGAAAAUGACAUUUUUAAAAAAUAUUUAUUUAGAGUUAUUUAUCGUAAUUUAGUAGAUACUAAUAAGCAAAGCUGUGAUAAAAUUGUAGUUAAUUCCAUCCAUUUUUUUAAUAUUUAUAUCUGUUGUCUUGCAUGAUAUAAGAGUAAUCUUGAUUUCCGUCCAGAAUUCUGACAAUCAUAAAAAAGAGUGCCUUAUCUUUCAAAUAUUUUUUUGUCAGCAUUCCAAUGUAAUGCAGUCGUAUUAAGGUAUAUUUUGUUAAGUUAAUUAGUCAAGAUUAGUUAUAUAUUCUUAAACAAUUUAAAAGUUACUUUACAUAUCUUUUAAUUAUGCAAGUUAUCACUGAAUAAAGAUGUGGCUUUUGUUGUCAUAUGAAAUCAUUUGCAUAAUUUUGAAUUGUUAUAAGAAAAAAAUUUCACAUAGGCUAUAGACAAGAUUCCUUGGUUUUUAAGUAAGUUGUAUGUAAGCUUUCAAUUAAAUUAAAUUAUUAUUGUUUGUCUCUUUUUGAUGAGAAAUUAUAGAUAGGGCAUGUUCAAUUUUCAGAUAAAAAUGCUAACAAAGCAUGAAUUUGAAAAUUAUAAAUUUUUUAGCAUUUUACUGAUCAUAUUUUUUACAUUACUAUCUGAGAUUACUCUUUAUUAUGCUGUAUAUUUUGAAAUGUACAUUCCAUUACUUUAUUGACCUUUGAACCGUCCAAAUUUACAUUUUUAUAUUGUACAUUAUUCAUAUUAUAUUGCAUUCAGAUUUGAUUAAUUUAUCAAUGCCAUCUAAUUUUCUUAUUUGAAUGUCUUGUAUUUGUAUAUAAUCUUAUUUCCGUGGCAAUAUUUUAUUUCUGUUUCUUAAUUGUUAUUUAUAAGCAUAAAAAUGUGCAAUACUUGUCUCUUUUCAUAUGCACAAUGUUUACAUUUUCACAGAUUAGAAAUGGCAAAAAUUAAUCAAAAUUUUGGUAUCACCGACUUAGGUCUUCCUGAAAUAUUUCUAAAUUAGUUUUUUAAUUAGAUUAUAUUAUGUCUAGGUUAAAUGAUAUCAAUAUAGUGUAAAUUUCAUAUAACUGAAUUAAUUUUUUUUCUUUUAAAUUUUGAGACCACUAUUACCUCUAUACCCUCAUGAAUUUUAAAUAAUUGCAAUAUGAUUGGUUUAGCGAUUAAUCAAAGUCUAUUCUGAUUGGUUUAGAGAUUAAUCAAAGUCUUUCCUAUUUGUCACUUUUAUAGUGUCUCUGUACAUGCAUGUUACCAUUUAAUUUGUUGAUAAAUAAAUAUCUUUACCCAUA